Trematosphaeria pertusa is the source of this 1823-nucleotide messenger RNA. Its product is annotated as putative M10A family peptidase. Gene Ontology annotation, molecular function: metalloendopeptidase activity; zinc ion binding. Gene Ontology annotation, biological process: collagen catabolic process; proteolysis; extracellular matrix organization. Bases 30 to 1823 code for a protein of 597 amino acids. The transcript has a single exon. NCBI's taxonomy places the organism in Eukaryota, Fungi, Ascomycota, Dothideomycetes, Pleosporales, Trematosphaeriaceae. Gene Ontology annotation, cellular component: extracellular matrix. The record is from RefSeq and is a predicted model, not a curated record.
UUUCAUCUUGACAACUACCUCGAUAGACCAUGGCCAAGAAACCCCGGACUUGGGCGGCGCCGGCCUGCGACAAGAUCGCUCACGGCGAUACGAAAGCCGUGGAAGAUUUGAAGGCAUUCCUGUUGCACUUCCAAUACCUUCCGCAAGAGGCUAAACCCGGCUUGGAAGAUGUUCCUUCCGCAUUGAAGGAGUUCCAACGAGUGGCACAUAUCCCACAGACGGGAGAAUACGACGCAGCAACAGCAACCCAAUUGGCGAAACCCCGAUGCGGCAUUCCUGAUAAGCCAGGCUUCGAGAACUUCGCAGUUGCGGCUACUCGAUGGGAUAAGUUCAAUCUGACCUAUCGGUUCGACACGUUCUCUGAAGAGUUGUCAGCGGACCAGGUUCGAUCCAUCAUAUCGGCGGCAUUCGCCAAAUGGGCUGCUGUCUCCCCCUUCACUUUCACCGAAGUUGCCCAAGGAGACGCCGACAUUCGCAUUGGUUGGUAUCGCAACAAGCACCUGGGCGACGGCGCCUUCUUCGAUGGGCCCGGGCGUGUGCUUGCUCACGCGUUCUUCCCACCUCCCAACGGGGGCGGUUUCGCGGGAGACGUUCACUUUGACGAAGAUGAAACCUGGACAGCGGCCUUACUGGAGAACACAGCGCUGCAUGAAAUUGGCCACUCUUUGGGGCUAAGGCACUCAGUCAUCCCCGAAGCAGUCAUGUACGAAUUCGCGAACGGUGUGACGCAGCUGACGGACGACGACGUCGCGGGCAUUCAGUCCAUCUACGGACCUUUCCGCCCGGUAUACAAGCAAGGGGACCCAGGCCACGGAAUCGGCGGGUACGAUCUCCGCUCUCCGGAAGACAGAGUGUUCGCAUUCGACUACGGCCACAGCGGGAAGCUCGACCACUUGUGCUUUUAUCGCCCCGGAACCGGCACGUUCUGGAUCAUCCGCAACAACCACAACGGGAGCUUCACGCCCGUGUACAACCAGGGCGAUCCAGGCGCCGGAAUCGGCGGAUACGACCUUAAGUCCCGCGCAGACCGCGCCUUCGCCUUCGACUACGACCACAACGGGAAGCAAGAUCACAUCUGUCUCUACCGCCCAGGAACAGGCACCUUCUGGAUUCUCCGCAAUAGAAGCGGCGUCUUCGAGCCUGUCUACGCGCAAGGCGAUCCCGGCAGCGGCAUCGGCGGCUUCGAUCUCAAAUCGCCCGCCGACCAAGCCUUCGCGUUCGACUACGAUCAUACGGGAAAGCUGGACCACGUCGCGCUGUACCGUCCAGGCACCGGAACAUUCUGGAUCCUGCGCAACCGCAGCGGCGUCUUUGAGGCUGUGUAUGCGCAGGGCGCCCCGGGCAAUGGCAUAGGAGGCUUUGACCUCAGGUCUCCCGCCGACAGGGCGUUUGCGUUCGACUACACGCGCUCUGGGAGGAAGGACCACGUCUGCCUCUACCGCCCUGGCACGGGCACUUUCUGGAUCCUGCAGAACGGCGCCGGUGUCUUCAAUGCAGUGUACGCUCAGGGCGACCCUGGCCAUGGCAUCGGCGGGUAUGAUCUUAAGGCGCCAAUCGACCAGGCUUUCGCGUACGACAGCGACAAGCUCGUGUUAUAUCGGCCGGGGAAGGGCGCAGUGUUUGUGCUCAGGAACAAUGGGGGGAGUUUUGAGAAAGUGUAUGCGCAGGGUGAUCAGGCGGAUCAGGGGAGGGGAAUUGGCGGGUUUGAUUUGAGGUCUGGGGCGGAUCGGGCGGUGGAUUUCGAUUUUGAGAGUAAGGGGCGGACGGAUCAUCUAGUGUUUGUUCGGCCGGGCACGGGGACGAUUUGGAUUUUGAAGAAGUAG